Molecule: messenger RNA, 1203 nt
Organism: Ictalurus punctatus (channel catfish)
Lineage: Eukaryota; Metazoa; Chordata; Actinopteri; Siluriformes; Ictaluridae
Gene: amn1
Product: antagonist of mitotic exit network 1 homolog (S. cerevisiae)
Biological process (GO): SCF-dependent proteasomal ubiquitin-dependent protein catabolic process
Cellular component (GO): SCF ubiquitin ligase complex
Molecular function (GO): protein binding
Source: RefSeq, marked provisional
ACUAAUACUUAGACAUUUAGUUCGUGUACUCAAGACUUCGUUAUAAUCGUGUGAGCUGAACUGUGACCGUCAACAAGCCUGUUCAUGGACUCUUUAUUAGAUCUGAGCGCAGUGUGUGUGGCUCAGUAUGCAGACCUCUAUAUUGAGUGCAUUAGGACUUUACCAUUCAGCGUCAAGGACAAACUGCUACGAAUAAUGACUACUAAAGGCACUCUGACUGAUUCCAACAUAAGUCAGCUCCUGCAUGCAGGAAUUCGCACCCUUGGCCUGCAGAACUGCAAGGUUUCAGACUCAGCACUCCGACAAAUCCACUGUCAGCAACUUAAGACUAUAAUACUAAUAGGCUGUGCGCACAUCACAUCAGAAGGUCUGAAUGCCUUGGCCUCGCAAUGUAUGGGUCUUCAGGUGGUUGACCUGACUGGGUGUGCGGCUGUAACUGACUCAGGUGUACGAGCGUUGGCACGGAGCUGUAAGUGGCUAGAGGUUAUCUCCCUCAGUGAAUGCACUGCAAUCAGUGAUGUGGCCCUGAUCGAACUAGGGGCUAACUGCAGAUGCCUGUACAGCAUCGAUUUUGGUGGGACAGAGGUCACUGACAAAGGUGUUAUUGGUCUUGCAAGUGGAGUGUGCUGCCAGAGCUUGAAGGAGCUACAGAUGGUACGGUGCCGUAACUUAACAGACCAGGCUGUGGCUGCUGUUCUUUCAAACUGUGUCAACAUCCGAAUAUUCCUUUUUCAUGGCUGUCCCCUCAUUACAGAUAAAUCCAGGGAGGCACUUCAUAACCUUAUCGGGCCUAAAAAGAUUCAACAGGUCUCCUGGAGUGUGUACUGAGUCUACUCUAAUGUAGGCUUUGAGCUGAUGCAGUAUGUCUACACACCUCUUAACGCAUAUAAAAAUCUACCGUGCACAAACACGUAGUAAACACUUGUCUUUAACAAGACACAGGUGUCACUGCUAAACUCACACAUAUUAAACAAGAUUACAGUUUGUGUUCUGAGCUGUUGAAACUGUCCAUAGCACAAGUGAAACAGGUGAAUGAGUAUAUAGCUUAUGGAAUAUCAGUGAUGUGACUGUGCUAAAUAUUAGUAAUGCACUAUGGGUUUUUUUGGUAUAAUUUAUUUUACAAUAACUUUAUACAGCACUUUUUGGAUGUAAGAACCUUAAUUCUUCUUAAUGUCUAUUUCUUAAUAAAAUUAUUGAUGAAGA